AUGAGUUCUCAUCCAUCAAACCAAUCCUUUUCUUCCUUCACGGGUCCCGGAAAUCAGACACAACCACUCCAUCCUCCUACUCUGAGGCCUGGAUUUCCCAGACCUAGCCCUGAUGGCGAUGUCAACGGCACCUAUGGCCGUCCAUCGCAGGUGGAAGUCACGAUAGGCUCAGCUGAGCAUGUCUUCAACUGCCUUCGUGGAGGUCGGGGUCUGGCAUGCCCUCACUUCCCAAAGUAUACCGCUGGGACUCUCACCGUUCAUCGGGAUUACCCAAGCCGACUUGGAUUCUUUCAUGCUUCCAAUCCCAAGGGGUUCAUCAGCUACCUGGAAACAGCGAAGUUCUGCCCGAACUGCCUCGAUCAAGUAGUUCCCAAUGGAUACAACUACUGGACGAUGAUCCCAAACGGCGACGGCCGAGCCAUUGAGGGCCGCUGGCUAGAGACAGCCAUGUCAUCGCAGAUGUAUCCACGGCUGUACCAAGCUGGAACCGAGCGCUUCGACCAAACAACUCUUCGGCCGCAGUCUGUUCCUGGCAAUCUCAUUACUCAACCAAAGGAACUCCCUAUUCCCCAGAUCGCCGAGGCCCAUGAUGCGUGGCGGUGGAUGCAAUCUCAAAUGAAGCCUUUCUACAUCGACGCACUUCACCUCACGAACGGUUGGACUCCAUUUGCCGAACUAUCAGCUCAAGAGGACUCCAGAAUUGCGAGGAGAAGCGGACAAUCUUUCGUCAUGAGCCGAUCCUCUGGGGCCAUCAAGGACUUUGCACAGCGGCAUGUCACCCAAGACCAUUCCCCCCUCCCCAACAUGAGUCGCUCUUCGGCACCGCAGCCUUCGUCCGAUGUCCCAAUCGCGAAGGGAGACAAUAAACAGUCUGUUCCGACCUCUAUUCCGACUUCCAUUAGGACCAACCCAAAUAUCACUGCUACCGCAGCUUCUCCAAUCACACGGAAGGCGGUGCCAGGCACUUCCACUCAUCCGGAUCUAUACCACGCAUCCUCUGUUCCUGACAUGCAACAGCGAGCCGGUGUCGCAACUUCUACGGCAACCCAUUUUGCAGCUGGAGUCGCAAACAGAUCAACCACGUACCGCACCAGUAGUUGGUAUCGUCACGAUCCAAUCGACUUUGAUGAGUUGGAUUCUGGUCCGACAACAACAGUGCCACAGCAGCUACCAGCGCCAAUGUCUAGCAACUCAGCGCCACUUCCAAGAGUUAUUGAACCAGGUAUUGGUACAAAGAUCGUGCCAGCUACCUUGGAUACCGCCCGAGUCACGGAGAUUUUCCGACUCUUUGAACCCAAUGCGCAAACGCGAUCUACGCAGCCAAGCGUGACGCAAGGGACCGCAAACAAGGUCGCGAGUGGGAUCCCGCCGCGACAUCCAGACAGACCCAAGAAGCUCGUACCAACAACUCAGAGCGCUUCGAAGGAGAUGGCAGGAAAGACGCCAACGCCCCAACUCAAGCAGACUCAAGCCGCCCAGAAAGGGUUUCAGGCGGCGCCUCCCACCAUGACAGCUCAGCACGUGCGGGAGGGCCAACCUCCCAAGUCUGUUGCGCGCCACCCUGACGCGGCAACUCCUGCUCUCAGAAACACUCCGGCGGCACAAAAGGAUCGCUCGAGGUCCGCUAUUGAUACCGGCAGGGCUAAAGCAUCCGCCGACGACAAGCGAGCCACGGGUCUGAGUCAAACAGGGCCGAAACCCCCACACAAUAAAGUCAGCGGCAUUAAACCAACUAAAGCAACCCCGAAGAGGGAGUCUGGUCGGGCAGCGUCGAGUGAGCGCAAAGGGUCCAGAGUUUCAGGGAAGGAGAAGAAGACCUCUAGAUUGGAAGGCCCAAAGCCUCAAAAGCCUCCACGCAAAGGGAACAAAUCCAACGGUUUCGCUUCGACUCCUGGCAAGCACGGAGAAAACAGCAGCCACAUCACCAACAAUAGCUCCGUGACAAACUCAACGACUAAUACCACCAUUCAUAUCAUCGGUGGAGACUCCGAAGAUUCCGAAUCGGAGCCGGAUACCACAGGCGAUGACACAUCUGGAGACGAGACCGAUGGAACUGGCGACUUCCCUGAGGCUAUUGGUGUUGAUACGUCAGUGCCAUCUUCACCAGUUGGUUCAACCGGGCAACAUCCUCCGGGACAAUCAGAUUUGGGCAGUUCCUCCAACAACAAUGAAGAGCCUGGUCAACAGCCUGAGGUGACGUCUCAUCCAUCAUCUCCGGCAUCUCAAAUUGGUGGUCAAACACCAAUCUUCUCUGGUCAGCAAGCCCAGGUUCAGAUUCAUGGUCACGGGGUUCAGCCAGGGACCGGCAUAGACACAUUGCCAACAGCCACCAAUCUCCCCACUCCACUCAUUUCCCAGCAGUUUUCAAGUGAAGGCUUUGGCCAGGGCUUCCGACCUGAUGCCGCAGAUAGCGCAAUAACCUCAUCCAAUGGUAUGCAGUCUGCCGCGGGGGCUGUCAUGGUCGGAGGACAAGGCUCAGCGCCCACCUACUCGACGCAAAAUCCACUACCGAGAUACACCCAGCAGCCUGUGUCUCAUUCAGAAUACGAGGAAGGUGAACAGAUGGGAAAUGCGCCCCACGACAAUCAGCAUUGGAAUCCCGCGCCAUCGGGGCCACCGGCCUUUUCAACCGGCAAUGGCAGUCAUCAGUUUUCCAAUCAUCCCAGCCAGAAUUCUGAAACUUCAUAUCCUGGUAUGGACAGCGACAACCAGGUGCAGCCAGGCUGGAGGGCAAACGCGGCUGGCGAUGUGUCUGUCGGUAGUUCAUAUACAACUCCAGUUGGGACAAAGCCCCAAGCAAGUCAGGGACUGCCCCCGGUUGCCGCAGCUUAUGCGGCAUCCGAACAAAAGCCCUCAGUGCCAGCCUCCGCCGCUGCCGGAGGAUGGCCUCCAAAGAAAGCAGGAUUUGAUGCCGAUUCUUACGCUGUUCCCAGUGCUGAGAUGGAUCUCAAAGAGCAGACUGAAGAUGCAGGGCACAUGUCAGCCGCUCAACCGGGGUCGCACUCAGACCAAGUCGAAUCAUCAUCGUGGCCGGUGGAAACUGGACAGGGCCUGAAUCAGAGCUACUCUUCUCCGACUACGGCGCAAGCUCCUGACCCUUCGUACGACCCAUGGGCAGCACAAACAGGGGCUUCACAGCAGUCGAGGACAGACCCAUGGGGAGGAGUACAGACUGCAGGCAUGGCCAAGCCAAAUUCAGCCUGGGAAAAUUCAGCCUGGAAUUCCCAAGCUGAGCCCAUGUCUCCUGGCCCAUCAGCAAAGCCUAACACCUCAGAUAUCCAAGCGUGGCAGCCACAGAGAAGUCCUUCAACAGGGGAGGGUCACUAUUCCUCUCCUAGUGAAGAUCAAAAUGCAAGUUGGGCAGAUUGGACCAAUCGUAAUAAUGCUCCAGCCGCCGGAAGGUCCCAAGCAUCUCAGGUUCCUACAUGGCAGGCUCCGGCGCCCUAUGCAGAACAAAGCUCGCACAUGGGUCCUUAUGGCUCUCGACAAGGACCCGAUGAGCAUCAGCCUUUUGCACUUGGAGGCCAGCCAUCCCCGAACUACGACAGCAGAACCAACAGAUUGACAGCAGCUGCCUUGGGUUUGGCUGCGGGAGCGGCUAUCGGUUAUGGAGUCGCUUCCUUGGCUCGCAGCUCAUCCACAUCGUCUGCAUCACCAAAAACUUCCGACCAGGGAGAUAACGAACAGGAGCCAUAUAGCAACCAGAUUUGGAACAAUUCAUAUGGACAAAAUGGCACUCUCUACAACGAUGAAAAUGAUGCUGCUCAAGAGACGAGCAGUAUUAAAAGUGUAAGUUCGUCGGCGCCAUCAGAUCAGGAAAAUACAGGCUGGUUAGCACAAGAGCAACAAUCGGUGAACAGCAAUUGGGAUCAAAAUGGCGACAGCAGCCACUACGCCGACUUGUUCCAUCACGGAGACGUUUACAAGAACGAUUAUCAGCAUUCCGACGACCGGUCCAUGACUCCGGAUCAAUCUUCGCCAACAUACCACAACGACGAACACUUUUCUCAGCAAUCGAGCGAGUUUGAACAACCACACGCACACCAAGAGGUCUCGGAGAAUGCUGAAGAGUAUAGUUGGCCCGGUGAGGAUAAUACGUAUCAGCAGUCGCACCAAGAUCAGUACGAAAGUGAGAAUGAGGGUACGUAUGAUUCGGAGCCCUCGGUCUACGAUCCCCAGCCCGAUCAAGGCUAUGAGCCACAGGAUCAGUACUUUCAACAUCAUGAAUAUGCGCCGGAGGCCUGUGAAGAUUCGGAUGGAUUUAGGGACGACCAAAGUAAUCCACAGACCGAUGAUCAGAGUGAUAACCAAAGCGAGUCUGAGGACGGGUAUGAGUAUCCUUCGGGCAACGGUAGCGAUGAUGGGGAGAAUGAUGGUAAUGGAGCUUACUCCGAUGAUGACUCGGACUAA
Messenger RNA from Colletotrichum gloeosporioides, 4410 nucleotides. RefSeq lists its product as uncharacterized. The coding region runs from base 1 to 4410 and encodes 1469 amino acids. The record is from RefSeq and is a predicted model, not a curated record. NCBI's taxonomy places the organism in Eukaryota, Fungi, Ascomycota, Sordariomycetes, Glomerellales, Glomerellaceae. The transcript is spliced from 2 exons.